GAGAUUCGACAGAUUUAUCAGAAACAAAAAAAAAAACAAAAUUAAUAAUAAAUAAAAAUAAAUUUUAUAAAGACAAAACCAACUAAUUGAUUACAAAGGUACCUAAAUAAUUUUUUAAAAUUUGCAUUUACCGAGAAUAAUGUCAUACAAAAUCGUUCAUGCUUUAUCCUUGACUUCUCAAAGUAUUGGGUCAAUCCCUUCAGUUGGAGUUGCUUUCAAGAUUGGGCAUAUUGCAAAAUUCAAUCUAUGUUCGAGCAACUCAAUCUUUGCCAAAGGUUAUGAUCAAGAAUUCACUUGAAUCAUCUUCAAAUAGGAUACAAAAUUGAAAUGUACAAAAUUGUUAUUGGAAAAGGUACAAUACUAUAUGCAACGGAUUUACUUAAAUUAGCAAGAGGUUCGAAAACAUUCUUUGAUUUCGUUUGGCUAUAAGACAUAUUCAAUCAUAUCUCCAUAUAUUUCUCAUCAGGCAAUAAGACUGGC
Molecule: messenger RNA, 480 nt
Organism: Hyphopichia burtonii NRRL Y-1933
Lineage: Eukaryota; Fungi; Ascomycota; Pichiomycetes; Serinales; Debaryomycetaceae
Exons: 1
Coding region: 140-298 (52 amino acids)
Source: RefSeq, a predicted model, not a curated record